Molecule: messenger RNA, 1525 nt
Organism: Chenopodium quinoa (quinoa)
Lineage: Eukaryota; Viridiplantae; Streptophyta; Magnoliopsida; Caryophyllales; Amaranthaceae
Product: extensin-1-like
Exons: 2
Coding region: 57-1151 (364 amino acids)
Source: RefSeq, a predicted model, not a curated record
AUUGAGAUGUAGAGCUAGAAGCAUAACAAAAAUCCUUUCUCCAAUCAAUCAUAAACAUGGGAAAGUUUGGAGGAAUGGCUUCUAUUGUAGCCACUCUAGUAGUGUUUGUCUCAUUGAGUGUGCCUUCUUUAACCACGGCUGAUUACACAUAUUCCUCUCCACCACCACCAGCCUACCAUUACUCCUCCCCACCACCUCCGGUCCAUCACGAGAAGCCACCCAAGUACCAUUAUUCACCUCCAUCGAAAACACCUACUUACAAGUCACCACCGCCUUCCCCAGUUUACAAAUCUCCACCACCUCCUGUUCAUGGGUAUCCAACACCGUCACCAGUGUACAAGUCUCCACCUGUACACAAGUAUCCACCACCAACUCCUGUUUACAAGUCUCCCCCAGUUCAUGAAUACCCACCACCCACCCCAGUGUACAAGUCUCCCCCAGUUCAUGAAUACCCACCACCCACCCCAGUGUACAAGUCUCCCCCAGUUCAUGAAUACCCACCACCCACCCCAGUGUACAAGUCUCCCCCAGUUCACAAGUAUCCACCACCUACCCCGGUGUACAAGUCACCACCUGUUCACGAGUACCCACCACCCACCCCAGUCUACAAGUCUCCACCAGUUCACAAAUACCCACCACCCACCCCGGUGUACAAGUCUCCACCAGUUCAUGAGUAUCCACCACCCACCCCAGUGUACAAGUCACCACCAGUGCACAAGUACCCACCACCCACUCCGGUAUACAAGUCUCCACCCGUCCAUGAGUACCCACCACCCACCUCUGUUUACAAGUCUCCACCAGUUCACAAGUACCCACCACCCACCCCUGUUUACAAGUCUCCACCUGUUCAUGAAUACCCACCUCCAACUCCAACAUACAAGUCGCCACCAGUUCACAAGUACCCCCCACCCACCCCCGUUUACAAGUCUCCCCCAGUUCAUGAAUAUCCACCACCCACUCCAGUUUACAAAUCUCCACCUGUACACAAGUACCCACCUCCUACCCCUGUUUACAAAUCUCCACCUGUUCACAAGUCUCCACCAUCACCUGCUCAUGGGUAUCCAUCUCCUAGUCCAGUCCACAAAUCUCCACCAAUGCAUCCUACGCCUCCCUAUGUCUACACUUCUCCUCCGCCCCCAUAUCACUACUAAAAAAAUAUAGUUUCACUUUAAUUAGUGACAAAUAUUAUUCUGCCAAGGUGAAAAGUUUCUUGACAACCAACAAGAGAAAGUCAAAGUAGAGGACCUAUCUUUGUCGAAAGAGCUAGGAUUGUAAUCCUUGAGAUAAUAUAUAAAGCUUGUCGUUUUGUUUAGAGAUUUUGGAAACUUUAUUUUAUUAUAAAUAAAAACAACAAUAUUACCAGGAAAAAGUUUGUAAAAUUAUUUGGAUCAUGUGCUCUAGUUGUAACUCAAUGCUUUGCAUGGCAUGGGGCAUAAUUGAGAUGGCUUGGAUAUAUAAUUUUGUAUUUUUAUUAUCAAGUAUAGCAUUAAUAAAAUAAAGUAUAAAGUUCAAUUAUAGUACUCAA